Molecule: messenger RNA, 1043 nt
Organism: Magnolia sinica
Lineage: Eukaryota; Viridiplantae; Streptophyta; Magnoliopsida; Magnoliales; Magnoliaceae
Product: aquaporin SIP1-1-like
Exons: 3
Coding region: 60-674 (204 amino acids)
Biological process (GO): transmembrane transport
Cellular component (GO): membrane
Molecular function (GO): water channel activity
Source: RefSeq, a predicted model, not a curated record
CAUUCUCUUUUCAUCAUCUGGUGCGUUGUUAAAAUCGAAGUUGGAAGAGAGGAGAGAGAAUGGGUGUGGUGAAGCUGGCUAUUUGCGAUGGGUUCAUCACAUUCACGUGGAUGUUCUGCGUUUCCGGACUCGGCGUUUUGGCGUCCAUCAUAGCGUCAGCUCUCAAUCUGGACCAUCAUCUGGUGGGCCCACUCCCCAAUCUCGUUAUCGACACCGUUCUCAUUUCUCUCAUCGUCUUCUUCUUCACACUCCUCGGCCAGCUCUUGGGUGGCGCCAGCUUCAAUCCCACAGCCACCGCCUCUUUCUACGCUGCUGGCGUUGGUGGGGUCCGCGACGACCUCGUUUCUGUCGGCCUGCGCCUCCCUGCGCAGGCAGCUGGGGCAGUUGGUGGGGCCAUGGCGAUCAUGGAAUUCAUGCCUCCACAGUACAAACAUAUGCUUGUGGGACCUUCUUUGAAAGUCGACCAGCACACUGGGGCCAUUGCUGAAGGUGUCUUGACCUUCUUAAUAAGCUUUGCUGCUCUUCUCAUAAUCCAGAAGGGGCCCAAAAAUGUACUGUUGCAGACAUGUCUGCUAUCUGUUUCGACCAUGUCAAUGAUUGUUGCAGGAUCUGGUUAUACUGGGCCAUCCAUGAAUCCUGUCAAUGAACGAUGCUCGAAUUUUGAACACCAGUAGAACCUCAACUGAUGGCAUAUGACAACACUCAAAUAUGUAACUCAAAUUAAACUAUAUAGUAGGCCCCACUUUAGAUGGAUCAUAAACCAACAUAAAAUCGUAAAAGUCAUUUUUUACUGUCAGAUUCAUGGAUGCCUGAUGAAUGAUACUUUGUGUAUUUAAUUUCAAUUCCCUGAAUAGUACAUUAUUUUUUUAAUGCAGAGUUCAAAAUUCUUCCAUAUUAACUCGUGUUCACCAAACAGGGUUAACAAUUUGUACAAAACUAAAUAUAACUAUUAUUUUUAGUUCUGAUCUUUUUUUUAACCAUAAGAAAAAAAAAAAAAUUUGUCGUAUUCAAACAGCCCCAUAGUGUUUCUUCUCCAUGGAAAG